AGGUAACAGUGCGCAUGCGCCUUCAGCGCCCCUCCCUCUCUACCCCCCAUCAACCCCCGGCUUGUUUCUCCUUCUCACCCAUCACUUCCCCUGGAACUGACACCCAUUUCUCCAGUCCCCCCAGUCUCAGCUUUGGUCUCCAGCCCCGUCUGCCCAAGGAUUUGCCUGAAGGCUGUCCCGCUGAGGGUCACCGAGGAUAAUGACUAAGACAGAUCCUACCCCUAUGGCUCCCCCGCUCCUGGACAAGGAGGAAGAAGAGGAUGCGGAGGAUGAGGAGGUUCCCCAGGUCCCCAGCCCCACCCAGGAGCGCCGACAGAAGCCUGUUGUGCAUCCCUCAGCACCUGCCCCCCUUCCCAAGGACUACGCUUUCACCUUCUUCGACCCCAAUGACCCGGCGUGCCAGGAGAUUCUGGUUGACCCACAGACUACCAUCCCUGAGCUGUUUGCCAUUGUGCGCCAGUGGGUACCCCAAGUACAGCACAAGAUUGAUGUCAUUGGCAAUGAGAUUCUGCGUCGAGGCUGCCAUGUGAAUGAUCGUGAUGGGCUGACCGACAUGACUCUGCUUCAUUAUGCCUGCAAGGCUGGGGCCCAUGGAGUCGGAGACCCCGCUGCAGCAGUGCGCCUCUCACAGCAGCUGCUGGCGCUGGGCGCAGACGUGACCCUGCGCAGCCGUUGGACCAACAUGAACGCGCUGCACUAUGCAGCCUAUUUUGAUGUGCCCGACCUCGUGCGUGUGCUGCUGAAGGGUGCUCGGCCUCGAGUGGUGAACUCCACAUGCAGUGAUUUCAACCAUGGCUCAGCUCUACACAUCGCCGCCUCUAACCUGUGCCUGGGUGCAGCCAAAUGUUUGCUGGAGCACGGUGCCAACCCUGCGCUGCGGAACCGAAAGGGACAGGUGCCAGCGGAGGUCGUCCCAGACCCCAUGGACAUGUCCCUGGACAAGGCAGAGGCAGCACUGGUGGCCAAGGAGCUACGGACACUGCUGGAGGAGGCCGUGCCACUCUCCUGCGCCCUCCCCAAGGUCACGUUACCCAACUAUGACAACGUCCCAGGCAAUCUCAUGCUCAGCACAUUGGGCCUGCGCCUGGGAGACCGCGUGCUGCUGGAUGGCCAGAAGACAGGCACACUGCGGUUCUGCGGGACCACCGAGUUCGCCAGCGGCCAGUGGGUGGGCGUGGAGCUGGACGAACCUGAGGGCAAGAACGAUGGCAGUGUUGGUGGUGUCCGGUACUUCAUCUGCCCUCCCAAGCAGGGUCUCUUUGCCUCUGUGUCCAAGAUCUCCAAAGCAGUGGACGCACCUCCUUCAUCUGUCACCUCCACACCUCGCACUCCCCGGAUGGACUUCUCCCGUGUUACUGGCAAAGGCCGAAGGGAACACAAAGGCAAGAAGAAGCCCCCAUCAUCUUCAUCUCUGGGUAACCUGCAGCAGCGAGAGGGAGCCAAGGCUGCGGUUGGAGACCAAGUCCUUGUAGCAGGCCAGAAGCAAGGGGUUGUGCGCUUCUACGGGAAGACAGACUUUGCCCCAGGUUACUGGUAUGGAAUUGAGCUAGACCAGCCCACGGGCAAGCAUGAUGGCUCCGUCUUUGGUGUCGGAUACUUCACCUGCCCCCCAAAGCAUGGAGUCUUUGCACCAGCAUCCCGAAUUCAGAGGAUUGGUGGAUCCACUGACCCCUCUGGGGACAAUGUCGGAGCCAAAAAAGUACAUCAAGUGACAAUGACGCAGCCCAAACGCACCUUUACUACAGUCCGGACUCCAAAGGACAUCGCAUCAGAGAACUCAAUCUCCAGAUUGCUCUUCUGCUGCUGGUUUCCUUGGAUGCUGAGGGCGGAGAUGCAGUCCUAGAGACCCUGGAUAUCUGACAAAGAGACAGCCCCUCCAGCAUCUCCUGACACAGGGAGCCCCCAAGUCACCCUGAGAUAGAUAUUCCUAGUAACACAUCCAGAAUAGAGAUCCCCAUUAGCCAACCCUUAUUAAUCACUGAGGCUCUAUCAUUAACAGAUUCCCCCAUGAUAAAUGCCCAAAUACAGAUCCCAUGUUACCCAGAAAGAUUUCCUGAGUGUAGCUCCUUCAGGCUAGUCCCUAUCCUUAACCAUUCAGAGCAGUACUCCCAAUAACAGAUUUCCACAUCACCCCAAAUGGUGAGCUUCUCCACAUAAUGCUCCACAACAGAACAUUCCUCAGUCACUCAUCCCAGAACCUUCCCCCAUUAAAAAAGACCCCAUCAAAUCCCCUUGAAAUAAACACAAGUCACGCCUCCAGAGCUGCAGUUACAGACCUUUAUGUCACUAUGCUACAUUUAACAUCAGUCCCCUCAAGAUGUAAUUACCUAUAGUUACCUGAAAACUCUUAUACUGCAAUUAGAGACUCCCUCCAUUUACAAAGACCCCUGCUCUUACUCCUGAAGAAGAGACACUGACAUCUCCAAUUUACAGUUACAAUAGUCCUGGAACUACGAAUUACAGAACCCCCAAGUGUUCCUAUCCUCUUCACCCUCAAGAAUCCCCCAGUGCCUUGUAUGAAGCCCACCCAACAUGGCCCCAGUGCCUUGUAUGAAGCCCACCCAACAUGGCCCACAGCCACCCAACAUGUAUGAAGGCCAGAUUCCCAGAAAAUUCUCUAUUUUUAAAGUAAUGACUUUCCCUAUUGGGGGACCCAAAAAUUUGGAGCCCCUAUUUUGAAACUGGGGAUCCUAAAUUUUCCUGUGCUCCCAAGUCCUACAGCCUCUGGAAUAACCCUAAGCCCUAGUUUCCAGGACCCCCAAACCAUGGGAUCCCCAAAUUCCUAGGGAGUCCUAAAUGUAAAAAUCCAAUCCCAAGCCCCCAGGAAACCUUAAUCAUGGAAGUCCUUGUGCCUGGAAUGAAGGAGACUACAGUCAGGACAUGUAUCCCAGGCUACCAUGGCACCUUAAGCUCUAUUCAUAGGCAUCAGGAGAUUCCAAAUAGGAAUGCUCAUCCUUGAAAACUAGAGGAUUUCAAUGCCCUGAGUCAUAGAUCUCAAGACACCCAAAUCCCGAGUCCCAGCCCAGUCCCAGCCCCAAAGAACCCCAAAUCAUACAUGAAGGGCACCCCAAGGCCUUGAGGGGAUCCCAAAUCCUGGAGCCCCCAUUUCAACCCACCUUCUGGUCAUAGGUCCAAAACACCAAAUCUGAGUCACUGACCCAAAUGACCUCACAGCACCCAGGCCAGACUAACAGCGUGAAGGAGACCCUGAGAGCUCAGAGUCCAGGACAGACCUGGGGGCCAUACUACCAAGGACAGCUCAGACUACCCCUUAACUGCAUGUCCCAGAACUCAGCAUGACCCCUCCGCCCUCUUCAAUAAAGACGUUUCUAUGGC
Molecule: messenger RNA, 3336 nt
Organism: Pipistrellus kuhlii (Kuhl's pipistrelle)
Lineage: Eukaryota; Metazoa; Chordata; Mammalia; Chiroptera; Vespertilionidae
Gene: CLIP3
Product: CAP-Gly domain containing linker protein 3
Exons: 14
Coding region: 200-1843 (547 amino acids)
Biological process (GO): cytoplasmic microtubule organization
Cellular component (GO): cytoplasm; nucleus; microtubule plus-end
Molecular function (GO): microtubule plus-end binding
Source: RefSeq, a predicted model, not a curated record